CAUCACUUCCGGUAUAUGAGGUCAACUUUUCCCUCUUCCGGUAGAUGAGGUCAACUUUUCCCCUCAGAUCCGCCAUUUUCCAGUCGGGGGACUUCUUUUUUCUUGUUGCACAUUAAGUUUUAAAUUAGUCAUUUUAACCUUUUUAAACAAUUCAUAUUGGGUUUUUUUUGUGCAAUAGAAGUUCCGCCAACUUUAAUUGUUUGAUAUAAGUCGUAAAAGUUGUAAAAAAGUGUGGUUUUGUAGUGUUUUUAGUGUGUUUUCCAGGAGGUUAGUGAACUAAAGUUUUUUGUAUGAGUUUUGGAUAAGAGGGAGAGGCGAAGGGUGAAGGGCCUCCAGCCUCCUGACCGGGUUUCAGAGCCUCCAUGGCGGGUAAUUUUGACGCCGAAGACCGCUCUAGCUGGUACUGGGGUCGGCUAAGCCGCCAGGACGCUGUCUCCCUCCUCCAGGGUCAGAGACACGGUGUUUUCCUGGUGAGAGACUCGAUAACCAGCCCGGGUGACUACGUGCUGUCCGUCUCAGAGAACUCCAAAGUGUCCCAUUAUAUCAUCAACAGCAUCACUAACAACCGGCAAUCUGGAUCAGGUUUGGCUCCUCCUCGGUUUCGGAUUGGGGAUCAGGAAUUUGAGGCGCUGCCGACCCUGCUGGAGUUUUAUAAGAUCCACUACCUGGACACCACCACGCUCAUAGAGCCCGUAAACAAGGCCAAGCACACGGGAUUCGUCAGCGCUUCUGCUGGCGCCCCGCAGCCAACCGACGAGGCAGAGUUUGUACGGGCGGUAUUUGACUUCCCCGGCAACGACGAGGAGGACCUCCCCUUCCGCAAGGGUGACAUCCUGCGGGUGCUGGAGAAGCCUGAGGAGCAGUGGUGGAACGCCGCCAACCAGGAGGGCCGAGCCGGGAUGAUCCCCGUUCCCUACGUGGAGAAGUACCGGCCCGCCUCGCCCACGGCUGCCGGCCCGGGUCCCCCUGUUGCUGGGAGUGGACAGGGGGGGCAAGUUGGAGGGGUAGUGGGCAGCACAGACGGGACAGGAGCUCCUCCGGGGGACCCAGGCCAGUACGCUCAACCUGUAGUCAACGCCCAGCUCCCUAACCUACAGAACGGGCCCGUCUAUGCGCGAGCCAUUCAGAAGAGGGUGCCCAACGCCUACGACAAGACGGCGCUCGCUCUGGAGGUGGGCGACACGGUAAAAGUGACCAAGAUCAACGUGAACGGCCAAUGGGAGGGUGAGUGUAAGGGCAAACGAGGCCACUUCCCCUUCACUCACGUUCGACUGUUGGAACAACAACAACCCGACGACGAGAGCUGAGAAACACACUCCCAUCACCUCCACGGCGUCCAGCACAUCCCUUCUCUUUUGGUCGUUUUUUCAUGCUCGGAAAUAAGAAAAGAUUUAUACAAGCACACAAGUUUAUGAACCUAUGAGCUCCACCGGACCCUGUCGCAACACAACACGUGUUGGAUGAUCUUGCCUACUGUCAUUUUGAAGAGUUUACACUAAGGUCACACUGAUAUCGGUUCGCCUAUAUUAACUUAAAGUCAACAUUGUCGGCUUCCUCUUUGACUACUUCCCAAACCUGCAAUUAAAUAUGUCUUGCAUUCAGAUAGAUAGCAGCAUUUAUUGAUUGCUGUAUGAAUGUUACAUGUUAAAGAAACAUGUGUUUGUUGUCUUAACCAGAAUUACAUGGGAUUAUUGAUUAUCAGUUUCACCUUAGCCUAGUUUAGCACCACAACUGAAAGCAGCUGAGUCGAGAGAAAAGAAUAGGACAAUAACUCCAGAGCAGUUUUAUUUACUUUUUAUAUGCUUAUGUUUAUUGUAGAAAUAAGACACUAGCCAUGUUUCUAUGCACAUGUUUUUAUUUGCAUUUUGAAGUAUCGCUUCAGAAAAGCUGUAUGGAAACGGCAAAAUUAAAAGCUAAAUAAGAGAUAUUCAGUGGAAAAGGAAUUAAAGGGGAACUACGCCAGUUUUCAAAAUUCAUA
Sebastes umbrosus (honeycomb rockfish) is the source of this 1978-nucleotide messenger RNA. RefSeq names its product adapter molecule crk-like. NCBI's taxonomy places the organism in Eukaryota, Metazoa, Chordata, Actinopteri, Perciformes, Sebastidae. The record is from RefSeq and is a predicted model, not a curated record. Gene Ontology annotation, molecular function: protein binding. Bases 363 to 1307 code for a protein of 314 amino acids. The transcript has 3 exons.